Messenger RNA from Schistocerca americana (American grasshopper), 1815 nucleotides. RefSeq names its product crossover junction endonuclease MUS81 (gene mus81). The coding region runs from base 88 to 1731 and encodes 547 amino acids. Gene Ontology annotation, cellular component: Holliday junction resolvase complex; nucleus. The transcript has 11 exons. Gene Ontology annotation, biological process: resolution of meiotic recombination intermediates; double-strand break repair via break-induced replication; mitotic intra-S DNA damage checkpoint signaling. The record is from RefSeq and is a predicted model, not a curated record. Lineage: Eukaryota; Metazoa; Arthropoda; Insecta; Orthoptera; Acrididae. Gene Ontology annotation, molecular function: DNA binding; 3'-flap endonuclease activity; crossover junction DNA endonuclease activity.
UUCAUUUUCAAACAUUUGGCGCAGUUUGUAUGUGCUGUAGCAGUGUAGCAGCAAGUGUUGUGCAUAAAGUAAUAACAGUUAUAUCAAAUGGAUACAGGAGCUCAGUCAUCUCAGAAGAGGAUAAAAAAGAAGAUAAAGCAUCCGAAUCCUUUGUUUGAAAAGUGGUUGAAAGAAUGGCAAGAUGAAGCUCGCGAGCGAGGUUCAGACAUACAGUACUGCUAUGCCAAAGCACUCAGGUCACUUAAAAAAUAUCCACUGCCUUUAAGGAGUGGAAAGGAGUGCCGUAUUCUGCAGAAUUUUGGUACAAAAAUUUGUGAUAUGCUUGAUCGCAAAUUAGAAGAAGUUGGGCACAUGCGUCCAGAAGAAUCUCCUGAUUUUCUCACUCAGGAUGUGAGUAUUGGUCCAUGCGCAUCAAAGCCCAAAAGUCAAGUAAGAAGAAAGUCAAAGUCAGCUGGGCAAACUGAACAGAAGACAAAACUUCUUAAAUCAGCUAAAAAUAGAACUACUUCCAGGAGUGGUAAAUCACCAGAAAAUGGACUUAACCGUCCAGUUCAUGAGCUCUCACCUGAUGACUCGGAAGAUAAUGUAACAGACAACCAGCUUCCAAACUGUGAACAAAUAUCUUCAGGUUCUUUUGAAAACAUUGAAACAAAUAUGGUACAAAUAACAAGCACGUCUGCAUGUACCCAUCUAUCAGAUGUAAGGAGUUUGAUACAUAGAGAAGUAGUGAAUUAUGACGUGGAAAUUAAAAGAUGUGCAUCAGCUGUGAUUCCCACUUCAUCAUUCACCACAAUAACGCAGAAGGAGGAACAGGUAACGCAACUAGCAAGGGGAUAUAAUAAAACAAUGCAGGAAGAAUGGAGGCAACUUGAUGAGCCAGUACUGCCUGCUUUAUCUACAUUCAAACUGCCUGGUGGAUCUUUUCGUAUUGUACUGCUUGUCGAUGUAUCUGAAACUACUGGAAAUCAUCUUAAACAAUAUCAAGGUGCAUUAAUUGCUGAAUUGAAACGUUUGCAAGUCAACGUUGAAGUUCGCCAUCUUAAUGUUGGAGACUUUGCAUGGAUAUGUCAAGAUAAUUCAAAGAAUGAAGCAGUUCUACCAUAUAUUGUAGAAAGGAAACGGACAGAUGAUUUUGCAAAAAGUAUAAAGGAUGGGCGCUUUCAUGAACAAAAGUUUAGACUUAAAAGAUGUGGUGUUCAGAAUCGCAUCUAUCUAGUAGAAAGCCAUGGAAACAAUCAGCAUGUUGGACUGCCACUUAGUACUAUUGAGCAGGCUGCUGCCAACACACAUGUUGUAGACGAAUUCAUCAUCACAAGAACACCAGGGCCACUGGGAACUAUUAAAUACCUUAGCUGCGUCACCAAUUUUAUUACAAGGACAUUCAAGGACAAAAUGAUUGUCAGUUGUCCCAAGGAACAUCUACCUCCACUCUUCCUCGCAUCGGACACUGUAUCACUUAUGGCAUUCAGUGACUUCAAUGGUGCUGCAAGGAAGAAAAUGCAAUACACAGUGAAGGAGAUGUUCAUCAAACAGCUUGUGCAGUUAUAUGGAAUGUCUGUGAGCAAGGCACUUGCAGUAGUGCAGAUUUAUCCAUCUCCAUCAGAAUUAAUGAAGGCAUAUGCACAAGGAGGAGGAGACGACCUUCUGAGUAACAUUUUAUAUGGAAAGACACGUAGAAAGAUAGGCCCAGCACUAAGUAAAACAAUUUAUCAGUUUUAUACCCAUGUAUAAGCGUAAUUAAUUAAUUUAUCCAACUGGGAUUUACUAAUUGUAUAUUUGGGGAAUUAAACAAUAGAGUACCAUUUUGAAAUGAUA